This is a messenger RNA of Mirounga angustirostris (Northern elephant seal), 4209 nucleotides long. It is a transcript of the gene MPL, whose product is annotated as MPL proto-oncogene, thrombopoietin receptor. The record is from RefSeq and is a predicted model, not a curated record. Gene Ontology annotation, biological process: cytokine-mediated signaling pathway. The coding region runs from base 1 to 2040 and encodes 679 amino acids. Gene Ontology annotation, molecular function: protein binding; cytokine receptor activity. NCBI's taxonomy places the organism in Eukaryota, Metazoa, Chordata, Mammalia, Carnivora, Phocidae. Gene Ontology annotation, cellular component: membrane; external side of plasma membrane. The transcript has 12 exons.
AUGCCCUCGUGGGCCCUCUUGGUGGUCACCUCCUGCCUCCUCCUGGCCCCCCAAAACCUGGCACAAGUCACCAGCCAAGAUGCCUCCUUUCUGGCCUUGGAUUCAGAGCCCCUGAACUGUUUCUCUCGAACAUUUGAGGACCUCACUUGCUUCUGGGAUGAGGAAGAAGCAGCGCCCAAUGGAACAUACCAGCUGCUGUAUGCGUACCCAGGGGAGAAGCCCCGUGCCUGCCCCCUGAGUUACAAGAGCGUGCCCCCCUUUGGGACCCGAUAUGUGUGUCAGUUUCCAGCCCAGGAUGAAGUUCGCCUCUUCUUUCCACUGCACCUCUGGGUGAAGAACAUGUUUCUGAAUCAGACUCUGACCCAGCGGGUGCUCUUUGUGGAUAGUGUGGGCUUACCAGCUCCCCCAGAUAUCAUUAAGGCUUCAGGUGGGAGCCAGCCAGGGGAACUGCAGAUCAGCUGGGAGACCCCAGCUCCCGAAAUCAGUGAUUUCCUGAGGCACGAACUUCGCUACGGCCCCAAGGAUCCCAGCAACUCCAUUGGUCCCACAGUCAUGCAGCUGCUGCCCACAGAAACCUGCUGUCCAGUUCUGCAGAGACUAAACCCAGUCCCAGCUCUGCACCAGCCUCCAUGUGCUCAGCCCAUGAUGCCCCAACAGGAUGGACCAGAGCAGACUUCCCCAACUAGAGAAGCUUCAUCUCUAACAGUGAGGAGUGGAAGCUGCCUCAUCUCAGGGCUCCAGCCUGGUAAAUCCUAUUGGCUCCAGCUGCGCAGCCAACCCGAUGGGGUCUCCCUCCUUGGCUCCUGGGGAUCCUGGUCCCUCCCUGCAACUGUGGACCUGCCUGGAGAUGCAGUGGAAAUUGGACUGCAGUGCUUUACCUUGAACCUGAAGAAUGUUACCUGUCAGUGGCAGCAACAGGACCAUGCUAGCUCCCAAGGCUUCUUCUACCACAGCAGGGCACGGUGCUGCCCCAGAGACAGGGACCCCAUCUGGGAGAAGUGUGAAGAGGAGAAAUAUCCAGGAUUACAGCCCUCCCAGUUCUCCCGCUGCCACUUCAAGUCACGAAAUGACAGUGUUAUUCACAUCCUUGUGGAGGUGACCACAGCCCAGGGUGCUGUUCACAGCUACCUGGGCUCCCCUUUCUGGAUCCACAAGGCUGUGCUCAUCCCCACUCCAAACUUGCACUGGAGGGAGGUCUCCAGUGGGCAGCUGGAAUUGGAAUGGCAACACCCAUCAUCCUGGGGAGCCCAAGAGACCUGCUAUCAGCUCCGAUACACAGGAGAAGGCCAUCAAGACUGGAAGGUGCUGGAGCCGCCUCUCGGGGCCCAGGGAGAGACCUUGGAGCUGCGCCCGCGCUCGCGCUACCGCUUACAGCUGCGCGCCAGGCUCCACGGCCCCACCUACCAAGGCCCCUGGAGCGCCUGGUCCGACCCCGUGCGCGUGGAGACCACCUCCGAGAUCGCCUGGAUCUCCUUGGUGACCGCUCUGCUCGUGGUGCUGGGCCUCAGUGCCCUCCUGGGCCUGCUGCUGCUGAGGUGGCAGUUUCCUGCGCACUACAGGAGCCUGAAGCAUGCCCUGUGGCCCUCACUUCCAGACCUGCACCGGGUCCUAGGCCAGUACCUUAGGGAUACGGCAUCGCUGAGUCCGCCCAAGGCUGCAAUCUCAGAUGCCUUUGAGGAAGUGGAACCCAGCCCCCUUGAAAUUCUACCCAGGUCCUCAGAGAAGAUCUCCGUGGCCCUGUGUUCCUCCCAGACCCAGAUGGACUACCGAGGAUUGCCCCCUUCUUGCCCGGGGACCGUGCCCCUGUGUGUGUGCCCCCACAUGGCUGAGUCGGGGUCCUACUGCACCACCCACAUCGCCAACCAUUCCUACUUACCUCUGAGCGGCUGGCAGGCCCCUCUCUCCCCAUACCCCGGACAGAUCCAAACCCGCCCGACCUCUUUUCCCAACCUCCCUACCCCCAACCCCACAGCACAAACAUCUCAGACCUUACGGCCAUCCCCCUCUGUCUGUCCUCAUAGUUGGGCUCCCCGACACUGACAAUGUUUGGUACUGCUGCAGACCUAAAGCCAGGACCCCCCUCCUCACUCCAGGUUCAUUUGACUAAGCUCCUCUCACUCACCUGCUUUCUCUCUCCUCCCUAAUGCUCGACUCCUUGAAAAGAUGUCUCCGCAUCCCCACUUCCCAUUUGCUCUUCAGACGACUUCAGUUCGUUCCCCCACUUUGCUAAGGAAACUACUCAGGCAGAGUUCACGUCAAACCUUGUGAUUGCAAGGUCCAGUAGGAUCUUGUCAAUCCUCAAUUUAUUUGAUCUCUCCGUAGCAUCUGUCAUGGGGAGUACUCAUUUCUCCUUUAAAUUCUCUCCUACCUUGGCUUCCAUAGUAUCACCAUCUCUCCUGGCUCUGAGUAUACGAGUAGUUAAAAGCAUAAACUCAACAGUCAAAGCUGGGUUCAAUUCCUCUCUUACCCACUUGCUAGCUGUGUGACCUUGGGCACAUAACUUAAAGUCUUUGUGCCUUGAUUUUCUCAUCUAUAAAACAGGGAUAAUGCCAGAACCCCACAGAGUUGUGAAGAGGAUAAGUGACCUAGUGUAAGUAGAGCACAAUGCCUAGGAUGUAUGUUUAUAUCUGAAUUAUAAUUAUUCCUUCCUGUUCUCUUAUCCUGGCAUCUCUCCCACCCCUUAAUUAUUGUAGUUCCUCAAGAGUCCAUUGCCUUUCCUGUAAGCUGACGAUUGCAAAGUUCUUAUCUCCAACCCUGACUUCUACCGUACCUGUGCUGCUUUAUGCAAGUAACCAUUUAUGUGUCUGUCUCCGCCAUGAUUUAUUUGUCUUUGCCCCCCAGCACCUAGAGCAGUGCUUGGUGCAUGAUAGUAGACCUUCAAUAAAUGUUUUCUAAAUGAAGGAACUCUUUCCAGACAAUGCCACCUUAACCCCAUGCCAAGCGCCCUCAUCCUCUAGGCCAUUCAUUUGCAGCAGUAAACGUGCUUAGGCCAGGGGCGCCUGGGUGGCUCAGUCAGUUAAGUAUCUGCCUUUGGCUCAGGUUCCAAUCUCAGGGUCCUGAUCUCAGGGUCCUGGGAUGGAGCCCCGCACUGAGCCCCACACUGGGCUCCCUGCUCGGCAAGGAGUCUGUUUCUCCUUCUCCCUCUGCCCUCCCCCACUUGUGCGUGCACUCGCUCUCUCGCUCUCUCUCUCAGAUAAGUAAAUAAAAUCUUUUAAAAAAUGUGCUUAGGCCAUUCUGGUUAUGGAUUCUUCUGACUCGUUCAAAUUUGCAAAUAAAUGGUAGUUUUUAUUUGCUCCAGACAUACCCACUGUAUUAAUCAGGGUCUUGGCAGAAAUAAAUGGCACACUCAAACUGGGCAUCUUGAUGAGAUUUAAAUAAAGGGCAUAUUUAUAAAGAUAAGGCAGGAUUUAGGAAAACCGUCAAGGAAGAGUGCAGUAUCCCAGGGCUAAAAAUAGCUGGGAGCUGGUACGACCCCUAGGCACAUCAAGGGGUAAGGGGGGAUUGUGUUUACUAGAUCUGGAGAGUCACUCUAAGAGAGGGCUGCCUAGAGUGACCUUUGGUAGAGAGCCAAUCUGUGAGGACAUGGCACGGAGGGAGUCAGGCUCAGGCUCACUCUCCCUCCACCCUCUAUUCUCCUCUGUAUUAGUUUGCCAGCACUGCCGUAAUAAAGGACCACAAAGUUGGUGGUUUAAACAACAGAAAUGUACUGUCUCACAGUACUGGAGGCUAGAAGUUCAAAGCAUCAUUAGGGUUGGUUCCUAACCAGGAAGAGGAAGUGUCUGUUCAUGCCUCUCGAGAUGCUAGCUUCUAGUGGUUCCCUGACAAUCUUGGUGUUUCUUGGCUUGUAGAAGCAUCACCCCCAUCUCUGCCUUUAUCUUCACAUGGCAUUCUCUUCAUGUAUCUGUGUUCAAGCUUCCCCAUUUUAUGAGGACACCAGUUUCACUGGAUUGAAUAACCCAAAUGACCUCACCCAAAUGACCUCAUCUUCACUAAUUACAUCAGCAGUGAUCUUAUUUCCAAAUAAGGUUCCACUCUGGAGUAUUUGGGGCUUAGGAAUUCAACAUAUGAGUUUAGGGGGAGGACAAAAUUUAAUCCAUAGUAUCUUCCCAUUUAUGGAACCCAAACAGAAGCCAAAGCCCAAGGGAAUCCAUUGUAUAGGCCAUACAAAUCAGCUUCACAAGGCACAGGGCAUGGUAGAGACGGACGGAA